AUGACCUGGAUUCCCCUGGAUUCCCCUUGUGCUCAUAGGACAAACACAGACAUGGUGGUCCUGGGCAACUUGCCUGAAGUCACUGCCGCUGAUGGAUCUUGGACUGCGAUCGUGAGCAUCGUCACAUUCCUUGUUGGCUGGGCUGGCAUCCACCUCAAUAAUCUCUCCCUUAUGACCGUCCACACCUUCAUCUGCGUUAUCUCUCUCAAUGCCAUACUCGGGCUGCCGAUGAAGCUACCCAGCACACCCUUGCCUUCUCCCACCGCCCUCGACAUACGCCCCCAUAGCGAGCUGAGUCGCCGUUUCUCAUUCCUAGAGAGCAUGAUGACCAGUGCGAGCUUGACCGUCGACCAGCGCCGAUGCUCGCCAACGCUGAGCUUGCCGAAUGCAUUGCCCUCAGGGCCUUGCAAGACCGAGAAGACGCUGCCGCCGCACCUGCGUGUGCCGAUGCCUAUGGCGACACUGGAGACAGACCGCAGCAACCGCCUCUCGCGCAUGGAGCCUGGUCUUGGCCUUGUCCUCGACCUGCUCCCCAUCAAAGUGGUCUCUCCUCCACCGUCCUUGCGCGCGCACACGCAGCUGCCCCACCACCGACACACGCGCUUUCCGCCACUCACACGCACACCCCCCGUACGCACUGGCCCCGCUGCACUCCCCCGCAUCCCCAAUCCUCCCUUUUGUUCCUCCCCAGCAUGA
Messenger RNA from Heterobasidion irregulare TC 32-1, 696 nucleotides. RefSeq lists its product as uncharacterized. The coding region runs from base 1 to 696 and encodes 231 amino acids. The transcript has 3 exons. Lineage: Eukaryota; Fungi; Basidiomycota; Agaricomycetes; Russulales; Bondarzewiaceae. The record is from RefSeq and is a predicted model, not a curated record.